Molecule: messenger RNA, 2373 nt
Organism: Exophiala dermatitidis NIH/UT8656
Lineage: Eukaryota; Fungi; Ascomycota; Eurotiomycetes; Chaetothyriales; Herpotrichiellaceae
Exons: 5
Coding region: 1-2373 (790 amino acids)
Biological process (GO): establishment or maintenance of actin cytoskeleton polarity
Cellular component (GO): cell tip; microtubule cytoskeleton
Molecular function (GO): protein binding
Source: RefSeq, a predicted model, not a curated record
AUGGUGCGCGCAAUGACCACCCUGAAGCCACAGCUUGUGAGAGCUGAUACUCUCGACUUACAAGAUCACGAUGCGCCCUCCGCCAAGGACCAUACACGACAACCAGCACACCCUUCUCCAUAUGGUUUCGGACCAGCCGCGCCGCAUCAAGCACAAACAUUAAGACACGCCGAGGAAGAGGCUUUUCAACAGCAACAUGUUAGCCCUCGGGCGUCGGAAGAUGGGCCCGAUGGUGGAUAUUUGCCCGAUCAACAUUUCUACGAUGACCUGGAGGACGAGCGAGACGACGAUCACAUCACAUCCCAAAAUGGAGCCAUCGGAAAUGGAUACCACCCAGAGGACCUGGAUGACGGAGAAGGCGGUGACUCCCAGGAUGAGGACUUGGAUGACGAUCUUAUGGACAAAAUCUCCAGUUCACCGUCAAUCGAAGAUGAGGAUAUCGACUUCGAGUUUGUGUAUGCCCUGCAUACCUUUGUCGCAACCGUUGAAGGUCAAGCCAAUGCAACGAAAGGUGACACCAUGGUGUUGCUUGACGACAGUAACAGUUACUGGUGGCUUGUACGAGUCGUCAAAGAUGGGAGCAUUGGCUACCUACCAGCGGAGCAUAUUGAGACACCCACGGAACGACUGGCUCGUUUGAACAAACACCGAAAUGUUGACUUGUCUGCGUCUAUGCUUGGCGACAAUCCCGAAAAGUCCAAGAAUCCUUUGAAAAAGGCCAUGCGCAGGAGAAAUGCGAAGACGGUCCAAUUCGCCCCACCUACGUACUAUGAACCGGGCGACUACGAUUUCUCUGAUGAAGACGAGGAGGACGAGGAGAGUCAGCUCGAACAUACCGGUCUAGACACUUCUGACGAGGGCGAUAUCGCCGAGGACCAGGAACUUGCAGCCUCUGCAGAGCAGGAAUCUCAAGAACAGCGUCAAGGCGUCACUGUAAACGGUGUUCAACGGACGGCUAGUAAGGAUAGCUUGAGGGACGAGUCGUUAACGAGCCCCACGAAGUCACAAGAUCCGAAUACCGGCCCAGAGCAGUCACAAUCAGAGGAUUCCACGCAACGCUCACGAAAAGGCGUGGUCAGGAACACGGACUCUUUCUUUAGAGAUGACACGGUCGAGACCAAGAAGAUUUCUUUGACCCCACGACUAUUACGAGGCGACUCAGACACUGCUGAUACAACAGAUGGAGAGAUCCGCCAACGGCCAAGUUUGGAAACCUUCGAUAAGGUUGUCGGGAUCGAUGACAAGGCUAAAGAAAAGGACAAAGAUAAGGAUAAGAAGAAAGAAAAGAAGGGCAUGCUCAGUGGUCUCUUCAAGAGGAAGAAGGGGUCUGUGGUCGAAGAGGGCGAACGAGUGGUGGAAGAUGCUCGACCAGCGCCGCAAUCGAAAGAAUCAAUGGAGUCGCUGUCCAACAAGUCAGAAGUCGGUCCAGAAAGGAAGCCGAGUAAACUGCAAAAGACACCUCCACCAACUUCACCCAAAGCUGCUGCCGCCACGGAUUCGAGAGUUCAACAACGAGACACAGCUACAACGACACCCGCCACCAAGGCUGGAAUACCUCCUGCACCGACAGAGCCUGCGCCUGCACCACCAACGACGGUACGUAAAGUAGAGGCCGAACCCCCGCUGGCGGAAGAACAGGCCGGCGAUGAGCGGGUGGAGUCUCCGACAUCCACUCAAGUCAACAGGUUCCCUUCUCUCACCGAAAAGAGAACCAUCUUCUCGUCUAUUACCACAGCACUGAAGCCUGCCCCUACCACGAGUACGGAUGCCGGGUUUGGCGUGAAGCCGACCUACUCAAAGAGAGCCAAGGAGCGGUUUGCAAUCGACGACAGCGAGUCUGACGCAGAAGAUGUCACUCCUAAGGCUGAAGAUCAGGAACGGCGGAGUGUCUCACCAGUCACGAACGUGCAAGUGUUACAACCCAGGUCUGAUUCCGCCAUGCAAGUUUCACCCAUCGAACCUUCAACACCGAACAAAUUUGGAGACUACGGACAUUCGGCGAUUCAAUCUACGACUCUGCCAUCCUCUCCUCCACCACUGGAUUCCAAUCCAACGGAUUCGGAAGGCACCGUCAGCACUUCGAAACCGUCCCCGUCCAGUGCUACUCAUACUCCCUCAACAUCGAGGUCUACUCCGACAUGGUCAGACGCUUCACUUCGAACAUACAUGGAGAAUGAUCAAGACAUCAAGGAUCUUCUCAUCAUUGUGUAUGAUAAGUCGAACGUCGUGCCUGUAGGCCCCGAGCACCCGCUCAUGCACAACCUCUUUUCGGAUGAGCGGACCAAAUUAGCAGAAAUGCAGUCACAGUUGGAUGGCAUGUUGCUUCACUGGAUAUCCAAAAAGAACACAAAGUUACUGUCGGCCACGAUGUGA